GCUCUGAAAAUGUCAGCUUCCUAUGUUUAUGAUGUGUUCUUGUCCUACAGGGGUGCUGAUACUCGCAAAACAUUUGUGAGCCACCUCUUGGCCGCUUUGAAUCGUCGUGCUAUUUACACAUUCAGAGAUGACUAUGAACUCAUAAGAGGAAAUGAAAUUGGUACAGAUUUGCUGAAAUCAAUCGUCGAAUCAAGGGUUUCGAUUGUCGUAUUCUCGAAAAACUACGCAUCCUCAAAAUGGUGCCUUAUGGAGCUUGUGAAGAUCAUGGAUUGCAGGAGAACACUCAAUCAGAUUGUUAUUCCCAUCUUUUAUGACGUCGAACCCUUUGAAGUUCGGAAACAGAAGGGUUGUUAUGCAAAAGCAUUUGCCCAACACGAAACGCUGUUUGACUUGGAAUCGGUGAAGAAUUGGAGGUCGGCUUUACGUGAGACUAGCAAUAUUGCCGGUUUUCAUAUCGCCGGAGACCGGCCGGAGUCGGAGUAUAUUGAGAUGGUUGUUGUAAAAGUGGCAUCCUCGCUCGAGCAUCUCAGAGUACGCAAUUGGAAUGCAUCAUCAUCACGUUCAAGAACUGUGCGCAAUAUAAAGUCUUGGCAGAAGGGUGACUUUCUGGGAAGUGGAUCAUUCGGAACAGUGUACCAAGGUUUCACUGAGGAUGGAUUCUUUUUUGCUGCAAAGGAGGUUUCUUUGCUUGAUCAAGGAAGUCGGAGCAAGCAAAGCAUUUGUCAACUUGAACAAGAGAUUUCUCUCUUAAGUCAAUUUGAACAUGAGAACAUAGUUCAAUAUUUUGGUACAGACGAGAAGGAUGGCAAGCUCUAUAUCUUCCUUGAGCUUGUAGCUGAAGGUUCGCUUGCAAAACUCUAUCAAAAGUAUCAGCUGGGGGAUUCCCAAGUUUCUGUAUAUACAUGGCAGAUUUUGAAUGGUUUAAAUUACCUUCACAGCCGAAAUGUGGUUCACGGGUGAUGCAUAUAAUUUUUCCUUUGUCUCCCUAGACUUCAUGUUGGAAACUCAUGCUAUUUUUGUCCCCACAACUCAUGCUUAUUUUUUUACAAUAAUGUUCAAUCGUAUGAAUGCAUUUUGUAGCCUGGCCUUUUUUUUUUUUUUUCCCCCCUUUUUGUUUGAUUCCUUUUCUUUUUUCCUUGCCUGUUCCUUUUUUUAAGUUAAAAUGCUGUAUUCAAUAUGGGAACCCUUUGCUUUUUAGAUGGAUAUUUGAUUGAUUCUAUUUUGUGGUGGCACUAUUGUUAAAGCAAUAAUGUGCAGUUAUGGAAGAAGAUAGUACAAUUGUUCUCAGCCAGCACCUUUCUUUUGUAAUAUUCAAUGUUGUUUUGGUAAUAGCAGUGGCCUUUAUAUAAUUCCAUGCACUUCUCGGGCUCAUGUUAUAUUUAUAAGAGAGAAAGUGAGGUAUUGAGAGUGGUAGGAAGAAAAAAAAAGAAGGGAAGAAUCAAAGAGAGAGAAGCAAAUUACAAAACAGAACAGAACUCUCAUCAUGUUUAACCCAUAA
Cornus florida is the source of this 1498-nucleotide messenger RNA. Its product is annotated as TMV resistance protein N-like. The record is from RefSeq and is a predicted model, not a curated record. The transcript is spliced from 6 exons. Gene Ontology annotation, biological process: protein phosphorylation; signal transduction. Gene Ontology annotation, molecular function: ATP binding; protein kinase activity. The coding region runs from base 10 to 960 and encodes 316 amino acids. Lineage: Eukaryota; Viridiplantae; Streptophyta; Magnoliopsida; Cornales; Cornaceae.